This is a messenger RNA of Letharia columbiana, 312 nucleotides long. RefSeq lists its product as uncharacterized. The record is from RefSeq and is a predicted model, not a curated record. Gene Ontology annotation, biological process: cytoplasmic translation. Lineage: Eukaryota; Fungi; Ascomycota; Lecanoromycetes; Lecanorales; Parmeliaceae. The coding region runs from base 1 to 312 and encodes 103 amino acids. Gene Ontology annotation, molecular function: structural constituent of ribosome. The transcript has 4 exons. Gene Ontology annotation, cellular component: cytosolic large ribosomal subunit; ribosome.
AUGGCUGUCAAACAACGCAGUGGAAUCGCUGUUGGUCUCAACAAAGGCCAUAAAACCACCCCUCGCGAAUCGUCACGCAUAUCACGCACCAAAGGACACUUGAGCAAGCGUACCGCGUUCGUAAGAGAGAUCGUUAAGGAGGUGUCUGGACUAGCACCGUAUGAGCGUCGUGUGAUCGAAUUACUCCGCAACAGCAAGGACAAGCGUGCCCGCAAGCUAGCGAAGAAGCGACUCGGGACGUUUGGACGUGCGAAGCGAAAGGUUGAUGAGUUGCAAGGUGUCAUUGCCGAGUCAAGAAGGGCUGGACAUUAG